GUGAAGCGACAGGGUGUCUAGACGCCCAUGUGACCAGGCUCGGAGACUGGGCAAGGGCAGCGCGCACGCGCACGCACACGCACAAAACAAUCCGCGUCACGCACACGCAGUUCUCCCCCCGCCUGUAGGGAACACACACGUCUGCUGCUGCUGCUGCCACGCAUAAACUCUUCGGUGCGUGGAAGGAACGACUGCAGGCUUUCCACGCUGAAGGAUAUUUCUCUGCGUGGGCUUCUCUCGGAUCUUGGGUGGAUUCCUGCGUGGAUUAAAUGGGCCCACUUCCCCCCUUUACCCGUAGCCGAGCUACGGCUCCGCGGAGCUAAAUUCCACACACGCGCUCCGCGAUCGAAGCGAUGUUUGCAAGGAACCGCUGACCGACCACCGCGGAGCUCGUAGCGGAGGAGAAGGGUUCCUUCCCCGGCGUCGUGCUGCAGCCUCGCUCCGCUCCUCCGCCUCCCUCCUCCUCCACCGCCUCCUUUUCAGGCUGCUCGUCCCCGCCUGGACUCGAACCCGGCAAUCUUCAUGAUUUGCGGACACCAUGCUCGUUUUUUAGCCGGGGAACCCUCAUCAUCUCGUCCCGCAUGUUCAGGACCAAACGAUCGGGGCUCGUCCGGCGACUCUGGCGGAGCCGCGCGCCCGUGGAGGGCGACGGGGAGGUCGGGGACAGAGGGACGCAUGGCUCCGGGGGCUGCUGCAUGGGCAAAGCGGCCAAGGUGGCCAAGUCCCACGCAGCCGGGUCGGAGGCCGAAUUAAAGGCGCUCACCCACUCCGUGUUGAAGAAGAUUAAAGAGAAACAAUUAGAGGUGCUUUUGCAGGCGGUGGAGUCCAAGGGGGGAGCGCGGAGCCCCUGCUUGCUCCUACCCGGCAAAGUGGACGCCAAAGUGGGUCAAGUGUCUUACUCCCUCCCCAUGCUGCUCUACAAAGUGUUCAGGUGGCCGGACCUCAGGCAUUCCUCGGAGCUCAAGAGGCUGUCGUGCUGUGAAUCCUACGGGAAAACCAACCCGGAGCUCGUCUGCUGCAACCCGCACCACAUGAGCAGGCUCUGUGAACUCGAGUCUCCUCCUCCUCCGUAUUCCCGCUAUCCCAUGGAUUAUCUUAAACCACCAGAUUCUCCGGACUCGGGACCUUCAUCCAGUGAGACCGGGGAAACCACUUACUCGGCCCCCGUGGGGCUUUCAGAUUCCCUGGCCAUACAAGAGUCCGGAGAGCGGGCCCACUGGUGCGUGGUGGCCUACUGGGAGGAGAAGACCCGCGUGGGGCGCCUCUACUCGGUCCAGGAGUCGUCCUUGGACAUCUUCUACGAUCUACCUCAGGGGAACGGCUUUUGCCUGGGCCAACUCUGCUCGGACAACAAAUCUCAGCUGGUGCAGAUGGUCCGCACCAAGAUCGGCUACGGCAUCCAGUUGACGCGCGAGGCCGACGGCGUGUGGGUGUACAACCGCAGCUGCUACCCCAUCUUCAUCAAGUCGGCCACACUGGACAACCCGGACUCGCGCACGCUGCUGGUGCACAAGGUGUUCCCCGGGUUCUCCAUCAAGGCGUUCGACUACGACAAGGCCAGCAGCCUGCAGAGACCCAACGACCACGAGUUCACGCAGCAGCCGCGCACGGGAUUCACGGUUCAGAUCAGCUUCGUGAAGGGCUGGGGACAGUGCUACACGCGGCAGUUCAUCAGCAGCUGCCCCUGCUGGUUGGAGGUCAUCUUCAACACGCGGUAGUGGCGGCCGAGUCCCCCCCCACCGACCCCCCCUCCUUUUUUGUUCCAGACGUUCAAACAGAAAGUUAUUGCAAAAAGUUCCCACAAGAGACUUUCUUUAACAAGAAUUCAUAAAAAAAUAAGAGGCAAGAAAUGUAUUUUAUGUUAUAUAUAUAUAUAUAUAUAUAUAUAAAUAUAUUAUUAAUUGUAAAUAUGAAGACGUUUUAUAUGCAUCAUUAUUUAUGUAUUGUGCAAUGUGUUGAUGAGAAAAAGAAAAUAAGAUGCACUUUGCUUAAUAUAAAUGCAAAACAAAGAAAUGCCAAAAUAAUAAAAAAAAACACAAAUAUUUCAUGCUGUUGUUGGUU
Messenger RNA from Doryrhamphus excisus (bluestripe pipefish), 2061 nucleotides. RefSeq names its product SMAD family member 7 (gene smad7). The record is from RefSeq and is a predicted model, not a curated record. Gene Ontology annotation, molecular function: transcription regulator inhibitor activity; I-SMAD binding. Gene Ontology annotation, cellular component: heteromeric SMAD protein complex. NCBI's taxonomy places the organism in Eukaryota, Metazoa, Chordata, Actinopteri, Syngnathiformes, Syngnathidae. Gene Ontology annotation, biological process: regulation of transcription by RNA polymerase II; anatomical structure morphogenesis; cell differentiation.